This is a messenger RNA of Babjeviella inositovora NRRL Y-12698, 959 nucleotides long. RefSeq lists its product as uncharacterized. NCBI's taxonomy places the organism in Eukaryota, Fungi, Ascomycota, Pichiomycetes, Serinales. The record is from RefSeq and is a predicted model, not a curated record. The transcript has a single exon. The coding region runs from base 144 to 605 and encodes 153 amino acids.
GGAAAAUACACCAAACCAGCUUCCCAGUCUUUGGCUCAACUCUGCUGUUUACGGUACGGCUGUAUACAGGACCUCAGCUUUUCACCGUGUACAAGGCAGCACUCUUCCCGUAUAAGUAUCCCCCAUCAUACCACAGCCCCAGAAUGCUUGGCUUGUUCGAAAAGAAAGAAGAAAUCGUGACUCCGGCUAUAGGGCAAAACGAUCUCCAGGAGAUGGUCUCGAUUUUUGCAGAGGCGUCUGCCGACGUCUCCACCGCAGCGCAACCGAAUCCCAAGUUCAACCCUUUCAAAGGUAGCAGUGCCCCAACGCCAGAACAGAUCGGUUCAGAUACAUCACUCUCGCAGUAUCCACAUGUGAUGUCGUGUACACAGGCAUUUGACCUCUUGGUGGGCUGCUUCUCGCUCGGCGGGCAGAUUAAGAGCUACUAUCGGUACGGGACUCUAGCCAACUGCGAGGACCAGUUGACCAAAUUCAAAUUUUGUAUUUCCAACUCUACAAAGUCCGGUGCUGAGAAAGAACAGGGUAUUUCGCAGUGGUACAAGGAAUCGUGGGCACAGAAGAAGGCCAGCGGUAGCAGUGAAGACGUGUGGGAUGCCAAAAAGUAGCUGGUACGGCUCGUGUAUAUAGGAAUGGUUACGUUUGUGCAUGGAUUUUACUGCGUAGAGAAAGGCUUGGUGUCUGCUGGACGUGGAAAAUGACAGAUCCAGGCUCCUGGGGGACCAAGAAGCUUCCACCGCGGGGUUUAGUUUGUGACCUAAGAUAUAUGUAAGACCUGUUGAUGGCUGCUUGAGCAUGCUUUAACAAUUUCAAUCAUUGAGUUAUUUUUGUUGCCGAACCGUGGAAUAAACCGGUGACAGUGAUGUUUAAUAGGAAGGGUUGUACGGUUGUGUUUGGUUUAUCAAUUUUAGUACUCUAGGUUAGACAUAUUCCAGCCCGUCAAUAUUCAACAGCUUUGCGAG